UCGUCAUGCGGCGCGAACACAUUUUUAUCUGCAGUUUAAUGUGGCUUCUUCUCUUCCUGCUUUCCGAAAGACUUUUCGCGAAUGGAGAAUCAGGAAACGAUUAUUCGAAAGGAUGCGCUCAUCUACAUUGUGAGAAUGGUAGCCGUUGCGUAAAACGAAGAUUUUGGUGCAAGGAUCCUCCUUGCCCUGGCAUGUUGUAUUGUUCUAAAUCGAGAAGAGAAUCCUUGAAGGGACCUCUAACGUGCGAUACUGUUCGUUGCAACAGAGGACACGUGUGCAUCAUCAAAGUUCGGGGAUGUCAUUGGGGUGGAAAGUGUAAGCAACAAUUAGCACGCUGCGUAUUGGAAAAAGAAUAUUACGAGGGUGCAGCUUCCUGCGCCGGUUUCGAAUGUCCGUCAGGAAAACGUUGCAUCUUGCGAGAAAUCUUCUGCGUUAGUCCACCGUGCAAACUGAUCAAAAGUUGCGAAAAUGAAGAAGAUGUACAAACUUGGUUCGACCAAUGCAAAAGUUUGAACUGCGCCUCGGAAUACGAGUGUUUCUUGCGAAGGCCAGAAAACAAUUGUCGCAAUCCGUUGUGCACACAUACGCCUGAUUGUACGCUCACCAUCGAAGACGAGCUAAUCAGUAAAUAUUGCUACGGUUGGAUCUGUCCACGAGCGCAAAAAUGUGUAGUGCGAAUUGUAGAUUCGUGUAAGGGUUUUAAUUGUACCAUCGAGCGAUCGUGUCGUGCAUCUUCAGUCUCGUCCACUAAACGCAACGCGAAUAACGAGGUCUCUAAGCAAUCUUCAACCAGAAGAACCUUGGUGCAAGCCGAGAGGGAAUUGAUUCGCCAGGCGCUAGAGAGAAGAACGAAUUACCCAACUACAAGCAAAAAGCCGACUUUACCAGUGACUUCAACGAGGAGACAAAGUAUUCACUAUACAACUUCUGUAAAGCAAGGGACAGAAGUUUCGUUGAUUCAUCAGCAAAUUACAGCAACGAGGCCAAAUUUAAUCACAGAAUCAUCAACGAAUGAACUAUAUUUGACGUUGCCUUAUCCUCGAGUUCAAUUGCAUCACAAUAAACCCUUUCCAAUCAACGAUGGCAAAGUUUUCCAGAGUUCAACUUCUCCGGCAACUGUACCCACUGAUGGGAAGACUGAGCCAACUAUGUCGGGUGAUGCAGAUAAAUUAGAAACUCCAAGAAAGAUCUACAUAACAACUAACAACGAGUUCCCCCUUCCCAUGAUGUUAGAGGACAUUAACUUCUUUGACCAAGGUUAUCCAAUCUGGAUAAAAAAUCUGGAUCCAUAUCGUUCGUGGGAAGUGAAGGACGAAGAGGGAUGGAGAUACCACGCGCCACAAGAACCGUACAAGAUUUUAUUGCCGCCGUAUGAGCCGGUGAUCCUUGUCGAAGAUAUGGGAAAACGAGGACAAUUUCUACCAUUCUUCACUGACACAUUCUUCACUGACCUUUUUAGAGAAGCGGCUUCAAUACCUUUGCCAGAAAUAACACCUGCAGAUAUUGGAAAUUUGAAGACGGAUAAUACUUCAACGAUUGCAGAUGAGACUAUUGAUUAUACAAAUAUAAGUUCUACAAUUGCCAAGAUAGAAAAUAUCAAGACGAAUCAUACCGAUAAAUCGCCCAACGAUCAUAGGAGUUUCCCGAUGACGGAAAAAAUAAGCACUGCUUCGCUAAAUAUUCGUAACAAAGAGCUAGAUAACUCUGACGAUUACGAGUGGCGACCAUGGUAUAUGAUUCAUGAUUAUCUGGAACGGAAUGAGCCCCAGUCAAGCCGCGAACAAGGAUCCAAACCAAACGUCACUGAUGUCGCAAUUGAUAAUCUGUGUAAAAAUGAUUCUCUAAAGUUAUCAAAACGUGAUGACAGUUACCGUUAUCUUCGAGAAAAUACGUUCUCCUUGGAAUUAACGCGCGACGAUUUGAUAAAGUCCUUUCCCUGCCGAUACCGACGUACGUUAUUUACUAUCGACAUAAAAGAACCGAGAACGAGCUCAGUUUCAAUCAGAUCCGCCAAAGUAAAUUGUUAUCUUACGAUGAGUUGCAAUUGUCCGUUGACUACGUCCGCAGGGCCCACUUUGGCUUCGACAUGCGGUGGCUCGUCCUUCAUGCUCUUCAUGGGGCUGCUCGAAGUCUUCUUGCGUAGUCAAUGCGACCUCGAGGACCCGUGUAAUAGACCUGCGCCACCGAGCAGCGUCAAUACGAGGUACGAUUUCGUAGUGAUUGGAGGCGGUAGCGCUGGGGCGACCGUCGCGGCCAGAUUGUCGGAAGAGCCGAGAUUUUCCGUAUUGCUGUUGGAAGCUGGCUUGGACGAGCCAACGGGCACCCAGAUACCUUCCUUCUUCUUCAACUUCAUCGGCAGCGACAUCGACUGGCAGUACAUCACAGAGAGCGAGGACGAAGCUUGCUUGAACAAGGAACACAAAAAAUGUUACUGGCCUAGAGGAAAAGUCCUCGGAGGUACGAGCGUUAUGAACGGGAUGAUGUAUAUGAGAGGCUCGCGCAAGGAUUACGACGACUGGGCCAAGCUCGGCAACGUCGGAUGGUCCUAUCGCGACGUCCUACCGUUUUUUAUACGGAGCGAGGAUAAUCAGCAAGUGAACAGCAUGGAUUACGGCUAUCAUGGGGUCGGCGGGCCACUCACGGUCAUGCAGUUUCCUUACCAUCCUCCAUUAAGUACCUCUCUCUUGGAAGCUGGAAAAGAAUUAGGAUAUGAUACGGUUGAUCUGAACGGACGAACCCACACCGGGUUCGCCAUAGCGCAGACCACAUCCAGGAAUGGUUCACGUCUUUCCACGGCGCGCGCCUUCCUGCGUCCCGCUCGGAACCGCCCGAAUCUCCACAUAAUGCUAAACUCGACGGCGACGAGGAUCCUCUUCGACGAGAAUAACAGGGCGGUCGGUGUCGAGUUCCUUCACGACGGAAUGAUGAAACACGUGUCGGUGGCGAAGGAGGUGAUCGUGAGCGGAGGUGCCGUUAAUUCGCCGCAAAUCCUCUUAAAUAGCGGCAUAGGACCUCGGGAUGAACUUAAUACAGUGGGAGUGCCGGUUGUUCGUGAUCUCCCGGGUGUCGGCAAAAAUCUUCACAAUCAUGUUGCCUACGCGUUAACCUUCACCAUCAACGAUACCGAUACUACUCCUCUCAAUUGGGCGACCGCUAUGGAAUAUUUGCUCUUCAGGGAUGGCCUGAUGUCUGGAACAGGAAUAUCCGAAGUGACAGCAAUGAUAAACACUAAGUACGCGAAUCCGAAAGAAGAUCAUCCCGAUGUGCAGCUAAUCUUCGGCGGUUAUCUGGCCGAUUGCGCGGAGACUGGUAUGGUGGGCGAAAAGAAGGGUGCGAACCGCAGCAUCUACGUCAUCCCGACUAUCUUGCAUCCGAAAAGUCGCGGUUAUCUACGCUUACGAAACAACGAUCCUCUCUCGAAGCCGCUGAUCUACCCCAAAUACUUGACUCAUCCCGACGAUUCAGCAGCUCUCGUGGAAGCCGUUAAGUUCAGUAUCCGAUUAACGGAGACUCAGGCUCUCAAAAGGUAUGGUUUCGAGCUGGACCGAACUCCCGUGAAGAAUUGCGAGAACCUCAAGUUCGGUUGCGAUGCUUACUGGGAAUGUGCAAUUCGUCAUGACACUGCACCCGAGAAUCAUCAGGCGGGAUCCUGCAAAAUGGGACCGCCAGACGAUCCAAUGGCCGUGGUUGACAAUCAAUUGCGAGUCAGAGGAGUGCGAGGUGUAAGAGUGGCCGACACAAGCGUCAUGCCAAGGGUCACAUCCGGCAAUACGAAUGCGCCAGCGAUUAUGAUCGGUGAAAGAGCGGCAGAUUUCAUUAAGAAGACCUGGAUCGGUUGAUUCGACACUGUUAAUCAAACGAUUCAAUAUUGCACUGUCGUACUAUUAUUUCAUUAAAGACAUUGUGUUUCUCACACAGAUAAAUAAGUGAAAGGAAGAAAUAUAGAAAACGUACAAUAUUUAUAUAAAAAAGUAUAAGUACAUAUAUGUAUAGUUAUUACUAGAUAUUUUGAAGAUAAAUAAUGUAAAAAUUAAGUGGAAUACUCGCAUACACGUGCGCGCACAUAUAUACGUAUACUAUUUUGGGGAUUAUUGUGUUACUUCGAAUCUCCUACCGUACAAGAUAAGAAAUAGACAUUUUACGUAAUACAGGUUCGUAUCCUUUUUUUAUAGA
Molecule: messenger RNA, 4173 nt
Organism: Trachymyrmex cornetzi
Lineage: Eukaryota; Metazoa; Arthropoda; Insecta; Hymenoptera; Formicidae
Exons: 22
Coding region: 6-3839 (1277 amino acids)
Molecular function (GO): oxidoreductase activity, acting on CH-OH group of donors; flavin adenine dinucleotide binding
Source: RefSeq, a predicted model, not a curated record